Molecule: messenger RNA, 2688 nt
Organism: Ustilaginoidea virens
Lineage: Eukaryota; Fungi; Ascomycota; Sordariomycetes; Hypocreales; Clavicipitaceae
Exons: 3
Coding region: 1-2688 (895 amino acids)
Biological process (GO): mitotic DNA replication initiation; DNA strand elongation involved in DNA replication; DNA replication
Cellular component (GO): MCM complex; nucleus
Molecular function (GO): single-stranded DNA binding; single-stranded DNA helicase activity; ATP binding
Source: RefSeq, a predicted model, not a curated record
AUGGACUCAUUUAUGCUCGAAGAUGAGGGCGUUCGCGAUCGUAUCCGUCAGGCCGAGGACUUUCUCGAUCCUAGCGAUCCUCAUGCACGAAGCUACAGAUCGGACAUCAUUUUGAUGCUUCAAAGAAACCAGCGUCGCAUGACUGUUAACCUUGAUCACGUUAGAGAUCAUAGCAAUGGACUAGCGCAGGGCAUCCUUGAACUCCCGUUCGAGUACACUCUUGCUUUCAAUCAUGCUCUGAAAAAGAUCGUUGAGACAAUACCGCAGGCGAGACCGGACCAAACAGCGAGAGAUACUAUCUACUAUUGUGCCUGGGCAGGAAGCUUUGGACUCAAUGCAUGCAAUCCCCGGACACUCUCCUCACACCACUUGAAUCAUAUGGUGUCAUUGGAAGGAAUUGUGACCAGAUGCUCUUUGAUCCGGCCCAAAGUGGUCCGUAGCGUACAUUACAACGAAAAGAAGAAGAAGUUCCACUUUAGAGAAUAUCAGGAUCAAACAAUGACGAAUGGCGUUACAACUUCAAACGUAUACCCGCGAGAGGACGAUGAAGGUAAUCCGCUUAUGACGGAGUAUGGCUUCUGCACCUACCGUGACCACCAAACAAUCACCAUUCAAGAGAUGCCAGAACGGGCCCCUGCUGGUCAGCUGCCUCGCGGUGUCGACAUAAUUCUUGACGAUGAUUUGGUUGACCGAGUUAAACCCGGUGACAGAGUUCAGAUUGUUGGCAUUUUCCGUACUUUGGGCAAUCGGAACACGAACCACAACAGCGCUUUAUUCAAGACUGUAAUUCUGGCCAACAAUAUUGCCAUUUUGUCGUCCAAGUCAGGCGGAGGUGUAGCAACUGCUACGAUAACGGACACCGAUAUUCGAAAUAUCAACAAAGUCGCUAAAAAGCGCAAUCUGCUUGAACUCCUCUCGCAAUCUCUUGCCCCAAGUAUAUAUGGGCAUGAUCAUAUCAAAAAGGCCAUUCUGCUCAUGUUACUUGGUGGAAUAGAGAAGAACCUUGAAAAUGGUACUCACUUGAGAGGCGACAUCAAUAUACUCAUGGUUGGGGACCCCUCCACAGCGAAGUCUCAGCUGCUCCGUUUUGUUUUGAACACAGCCCCCUUAGCAAUCGCCACAACUGGCCGAGGGUCUUCUGGGGUUGGUCUGACAGCUGCUGUCACUACAGACAAGGAUACGGGAGAGCGCAGACUGGAGGCUGGUGCCAUGGUUAUGGCUGACCGUGGAGUCGUUUGCAUUGAUGAGUUCGAUAAAAUGUCGGAUGUUGAUCGUGUUGCCAUUCACGAGGUCAUGGAGCAACAGACUGUUACUAUUGCCAAGGCUGGUAUUCACACCUCACUCAAUGCUCGCUGCUCCGUUGUGGCUGCUGCAAACCCUAUUUUCGGCCAGUAUGAUCCUCACAAGGACCCUCACAAAAACAUCGCACUUCCUGACUCGCUACUCUCACGAUUCGAUCUACUUUUUGUGGUCACUGAUGAUGUCGAGGACUCAAGAGAUCGACAAGUGUCUGAACACGUCCUCCGCAUGCAUAGAUACCGGAGUUCUGGUACCGAAGAGGGGGCACCAAUUCGGGAGCAAGCCUCGCAGAGUCUAGGUGUUUCUGCCGAUAGCCAAGCUAGCACACAACAGCCGACAGAAGUCUAUGAGAAGUACGAUGCCAUGCUCCAUGCCGGUGUGACGCGUACUUCCGGGCGAGGGUCAGGGAGAAAACCAGAGAUUUUAAGCAUACCUUUUAUGAAGAAAUAUAUUCAGUACGCCAAAACUCGAAUUAGACCAGUCUUGACGCAGGAUGCGUCUGAUCGCAUUGCAGAAAUAUACGUCGGUUUACGUAAUGACGAGAUGGAGGGAAAUCAAAGGAGAACCAGUCCGUUAACGGUCCGUACGUUAGAGACCCUUAUUCGACUGGCCACUGCCCACGCAAAAGCCCGACUCUCCAGUAGAGUCGAAGACGAUGACGCAGUUGCUGCAGAAGCAAUACUUCGAUUCGCUUUGUUUAAGGAGGUUGUCGAGGACGAGUCUCGGAAGAAGAGGAGAAGAACAAACAUUGUAAACUUUGCGUCAUCAAGCGAAGACAGCUCCGACCCAGAGGACGACCAGGAAUCUGAGGAAUAUACCUACCAUGGGGGCGGAACAACAACGACAAGUCCAGCUAUCUCGCAGACGAAUAGACGGUCCAAACUCUCCGCCGUCAAAGAGGUUCAUGGCCGUGAUGAACUAUCUAGGGAGGUUCCAAACGACGCUGACCAAGGAAAUCUCACAGUCACUCAGCGCUCGACACCUCGAAGAUCAGGCCGCAGCACUCGGUCAAGGUUCAGUGCCUCACAGUCGCAGACAUCCUUUGCAUCGUCAAUGCCAGCCUCACAACUACAGUCAGAAACACAAAGUGAUAGUCAGAUUGAGGAAGACCUGUCUUUUGGAGCUUCAGGAUUGGCAAUAAACGACGAUCCUCCAAUCGAGCCACAACGUGUGGCUGUUUUCAGGUCUGCAUUAGGCCAACUUCUGAACACUGACUUAUUUGAGGAUGAUGCCGCUACUCUCGAUGCCGUUAUCACUGCUGUCAAUCGUAAAAUAUCCAGUACGGAUGGCGGUGUGUUUGAACGGGCAGAGGCUAUCAAGGCUCUGAAGAAGUUGGAAGAGGUAAAUCAUAUCAUGUUUGCGGACGGCGAACUCGUAUACAAGAUCUAA